Messenger RNA from Lecanosticta acicola, 1696 nucleotides. The record is from the annotation of a GenBank genome assembly. NCBI's taxonomy places the organism in Eukaryota, Fungi, Ascomycota, Dothideomycetes, Mycosphaerellales, Mycosphaerellaceae.
AUGGCCUUACUCAUCACCCUGCUGGUUCUUCUGGCUGCCACCGCAGGCUUGCUCCCCUUUGCAUUCCGUCUGGUGGGAAAGCUGAUUGGCCGCAACAUCCGAAGCAGGACGCAGUACAAGAGGGAAAUCCUGCUGUCCAGAGCGCUCGCCGAGGCAGCAAACCAAGCAGCAGGCCAAGAAGGAACCCCAUCCAAGCCCGCUUCGUCCUCCACCUCGCUCGAUUCGGAUUGGGAACAGGUGCACGACGGAGGAGAGAAAACACCCACGGGACAACGGACGACCGCUCCCGGUGAUUCCUACGACGGCGUCAUCGGCUUCUUCCACCCCUUCUGCAAUGCCGGCGGAGGAGGUGAGCGCGUCCUUUUCGCUGCUGUCCUCGCAACGCAGCAACGAUACCCGAAAGCAUUAUGUGUAGUUUAUACUGGCGACGAUGCCAGGAAAGAGGAGAUUAUUGAGAAUGUCAUGAAGCGCUUCAACAUCAACCUCAAUCCUGCACGUAUUGCAUUCGUCUAUCCUACAACAAGAGAUUGGGUCCUGGCAAGCAGAUGGCCGCACUUCACAUUACUCGGUCAGAGCGUGGGUAGCUUGAUCCUGGGUUGGGACUCCUUUAAUACUCUGGUGCCGGACGUCUUUGUGGACACCAUGGGCUAUGCCUUCGUGCUGGCACUCAGCAAGUGGCUCUUUCCACAUGUCCCCACUGGAGCCUACGUUCAUUUCCCCACAAUCAGCACCGACAUGUUGCGAUCGCUCCACGAUGAAGCAGGCAGUGGUGGAGUCAAUGCAGGUACUGGAAAGGGGGCCAAAGGCAAGGUGAAAGAAAUCUACUGGGAGCUUUUCGCUAAGCUGUACUGCUGGGUCGGCGGGAGCGUGGACGUGGUUAUGACCAACAGCAGCUGGACGCAAAGACACAUCUCAUCACUCUGGGGCCCUUCUCGCACCAAUCGAAAGAAGCAGCAUAAAAUUGAAGUCGUCUAUCCUCCUUGUCCGGUCGAAGAACUUCACGAGAAGAUUCCCGUCGAUUGCGACAAGCAGCGCACCAACAACAUACUCUAUAUCGCCCAAUUUCGGCCUGAGAAGAUGCACCAGACCAUCAUCGAGGCGUUUCACACAUUCUUGCGCAACCAUCACAGGAAUACGCCUGUGGAGUCGCGGCCGAAGCUUGUUUUGGUUGGCAGCGUAAGGGACGAUUCGGAUGAGAAACGCGUCUACAAGCUGCGGCUCCAGGCACAGGAAAUCAAGGACAGCGUGAUAUUCCAUGUGAAUGCUAAGUGGACUCAGAUGGUGGAAGAGGAGAAGACGUGCUCGGUUGGUGUCAAUGGUAUGUGGAACGAGCACUUUGGCAUUGGCGUCGUAGAGUAUCAGGCUGCUGGACUCAUUUCCGUUGUGAACAAUUCGGGUGGACCAAAGGAAGACAUCGUCAUUCCUAUUGACGGCAAGCCUACUGGUAAGUUGGGAAUCCCCCACGGGAGUGAUCGCACAGAAAGCUGACAUGUUCUUAGGCUUCCAUGCUUCCACACCUUCCGAAUUCGCCGAAGGCUUUGCGCAAGCCUUGUCGCUUUCAGAAGAGGAAGCGUUGGCCAUGAGACAACGUGCGCGUAAGAGCAGCUGGCGCUUUUCGGAGAAGGUGUUCCGCGACGCAUGGCUCUCACAGUUAGAAAACCUUUUGUCGCUUGUGAGAGAUAGAGACAAGCAAUGA